UUCUCAGACUGAAAGCAAUUCAAUUACCAGUAUUCGAGUCUAUGGAAGUAGCCAGAACCAGAGCGAGUGUAUGAAAAAAUGGGUGGGUUUUUGUUUAUCUUCUUCAUUGUUAGCUCCGUUCUAUUAUCUGCAACUUCUGAAGCUUCCAAGUGUUCCAUUAAUGGAUUCCCAUUAUUAGUAAGGAAUAUCAGUGAGCUUGAACAGGAUAACUAUGGAAGGGCAGGCUUGUCCCACAUUACUAUAGCAGGUUCAGUUAUGCAUGGGAUGAAAGAGGUGGAAGUAUGGCAUCAAACAUUUGCUCCAGGAUCACGUACACCGAUCCAUAGGCAUUCAUGCGAAGAAGUUUUUGUUGUGCUGAGAGGAACUGGCACGGUCUAUCUUUCUCCAAGCUCACACCUGAAGCAUCCUGGAACUCCACAAGAGUUCUCUAUUUUCUCAAAUAGCACAUUUAUCAUACCCGUUAAUGAUGUUCACCAGGUUUGGAAUACUAAUGAACAUGAAGAUUUGCAGAUGCUCGUUAUUAUUUCUCGCCCCCCAGUCAAAGUGUUCGUAUAUGAAGACUGGCCAAUGCCUCACAAUGCAGCAAAACUGAAGUUUCCCUAUUAUUGGGAUGAACAAUGCUUCCAAUCACCACCCCAAAAGGAUGAAUUGUAACCCGAGACUUGUGUAGCCCUACAAAAUUGACAUAACUGUUUACUUUUACAGUUUUCUUUACAAUAGAGUUUCAUGAUAUAAACUACACAAUAUGUAUGGUACUUCAAUGGUUUCUCUUGCCAUUGAUGCAUGUAUGGUUACUAAUAUUUGCUACCUAAGAGAAUGUGAAUAUUCGUCACUUUA
Molecule: messenger RNA, 837 nt
Organism: Cannabis sativa
Lineage: Eukaryota; Viridiplantae; Streptophyta; Magnoliopsida; Rosales; Cannabaceae
Product: auxin-binding protein T85
Exons: 5
Coding region: 79-654 (191 amino acids)
Molecular function (GO): auxin binding
Source: RefSeq, a predicted model, not a curated record